This is a messenger RNA of Loxodonta africana (African savanna elephant), 1429 nucleotides long. RefSeq names its product olfactory receptor 10D1B-like. The transcript has a single exon. Gene Ontology annotation, cellular component: membrane. Lineage: Eukaryota; Metazoa; Chordata; Mammalia; Proboscidea; Elephantidae. Gene Ontology annotation, molecular function: G protein-coupled receptor activity; olfactory receptor activity. The record is from RefSeq and is a predicted model, not a curated record. Bases 167 to 1099 code for a protein of 310 amino acids. Gene Ontology annotation, biological process: G protein-coupled receptor signaling pathway.
AAGAGUUUUGCUGUCCUUUUGCUUUUCUGUAGAUCUGCCCCUACAUAAGAAGGUCGACUGUUAAAACAUGAAACCAGCACAUCCUUCAGAAAGAUUCUUGGUUUGACAUCUGUGUUCACACUCUGGUGUCCUGUGUUCUUCUUUGACGUUUAUCAUUCUGACAAAGAUGAGGAAUGUCUCAAUGGUGACUGAAUUUAUCCUGCUGGGCAUCCCACACACAGAGGGUCUGGAGACCAUCCUCUUUAUCUUGUUUUUGUCCUUCUACCUCUUCACCCUGAUGGGGAACCUGCUCAUCCUACUUGCAAUUGUCUCCUCCACUCGGCUUCACACUCCCAUGUACUUCUUUCUGUACAAGCUGUCUGUGUGUGACAUUUUUUUCACUUCAGUGAGCUCCCCCAAGAUGCUGUUCUACCUCUCAGGGAACAGCCCAGUUAUUUCCUAUACAGGCUGUGUGUCUCAGCUCUUUUUUUACCACUUCCUGGGCUGCACUGAGUGUUUCCUGUACACCUUGAUGGCCUAUGACCGUUUUAUGGCCAUAUGUUACCCUCUGCGCUACACAGUUAUCAUGAGUCACAGAGUGUGUGCCAUCCUGGCCAUGGGGACUUCAUUUUUUGGCUGUAUUCAGGCCAUCUUUCUAACCACUCUCACUUUCCAGUUGCCCUACUGUGGUCCUAAUGAGGUAGACUAUUACUUUUGUGAUAUCCCAGUGAUGCUGAAGCUGGCCUGUGCAGAUACCUCAACACUGGAGAUAGUGGGGUUCAUCAGUGUGGGCCUCAUGCCCCUCGGCUGCUUCCUUCUCAUCCUCACCUCCUAUAGCUGCAUUGUUUUCUCUAUUCUUCAAAUCCGCUCUGCAGAGGGCCGACGCCAUGCCUUCUCCACCUGCAGUGCCCACCUCACUGCCAUCCUCCUUGCCUUUAUGCCAGUAGCUCUCAUCUACCUGCAGCCCACUCCUAACCCCUCUCUUAAUGCAGCUGUUCAGAUUCUGAAUAACCUGGUCACCCCCAUGAUGAACCCCUUGAUCUACAGCCUAAGAAAUAAGGAAGUGAAAUAUUCUCUGAGGAAAGUGCUACAGCAUCUGGACUUACUUUCUGAGAAGUGAUAGAGAGAGUUAAGUAGCUAACAAUUCAAUAGAACUACACUGCUUACAAAAGGUAUGCUCUAGGGAACAAGAUACUGUCACUGCCCCUGUUUUGAUGAGGAAGCUAAGACUUGAAGAAAUAAAACGACUUGCUCCAGGUGACAUAACUAAUAACCUAUCCUGUCCUGAAAGCAUUGUAUCUUUCCAGUUGGCAAAAAAAAUAACUUGGGCCUUCUUUCUCUCAUUCUUUAUUUUCCUCUCCUUUAUUUCCUUUCCCACAUCUUCUCCUCCUCUUAUCUUCCCCUUCAUGGUCACUUCUUCACGUUGCCUGCAAUAACCAUCUCCUUGAAU